AUGGCAACCCGCUCCCGGAGCGCCGCUCGUCCCCCGUCCCCUCUCAAUCAAGGAGAGUUGGGACCCGCUCUUCCGGCAACCGCCAAUGAGCCAAGAAGCCUCAAACCAGAGGUCUACGGGGAAAUCUCCCUCAGCCGGGCAAUCUCCCUCCUCCUGGGAUUGCAAAACCAAGUCAUCCGGCUUGAGCGGGAACUCAAGGAAAUCAAGGAAGUCAACAAGGAAGCCCAAGACUGGAUGGGAGCAGUCGACCAGACCCUCACUUGUAUCAAGGUUAGCGGGGGGCCCCAACCCCACACACCAGAAGACCGGAAACCCCCGGCAGUCAAGGCCACGCCCAGGCCCAUACCCAAAACCAACCCUCUUCCAGCGCCUAGUGCGCCCCUCAUCUCCUGGGCUAACCCCACCAAACCCCCCCUUACCUUUGCUCAACCAACCCCCGUCCAGGCUCCCCCAAGAGUCCAUACUCCCGCUCCGCCUACGCCUAUCAGGCUCCACUCCCCCAUUGUCCCUCAAUCAACGGCUCCAGUAGCUGCUUACCAAGCCCCCGUUAAAGUAGAUCACCCUGACGCUUAUACAGGGAAAAUUGGAAACGAGUCGCGUCAAUGGCUCACAAGGAUGAUGGCAUGGGUCUGCCUUAAUCAACAAAUGUUCCCUACUGAUCAAGAGGUACUCUCAUUCCUCUUGAUGAACAUGAAGGACGCAGCAGGAGCAUGGGCACACCCCCACCUCAAUCAACUUGGGUCCCACAGGGCCCUGAUUCAAACCGUUGACGAGUUUAAGACAGAGUUCCUGGCCGCAUUUGGUAACCCGGACGCCACACAAGCCGCCGAGCGGCAAAUUACAAACCUUACUCAGACAGGCACCUGUGCUGAGUACAUUACAAAGUUCAGGACCAUUGCCAUGGACCUGGACUGGAACAAUGCCGCCCUCCGUGGGCAAUUUGCACGUGGCCUCCAUUGGGAGGUCAGCCGUCUCAUUGCCACUCAAGAACGGCGCCCUACCACCCUCCUUGAGCUGCAGAAUGCGGCUCUGGUCAUUGACAACGCCCUCCGCAAAGAGCGCGCCAGCCACCCGCCUAAGGGUAAUAAGUCUGGUGCCUCCACUACCCCCAACAGGGGGGCAAGUACCGGCCAACAGGCCACAAGACCAGGGCGUCUAUCCAGCAAUCCCAACUUUGUCUCCGAGGAGGAGCGCAACCGCCGCAGGGCUGAAGGCCUUUGCAUCAAAUGCGGAAGGACAGGGCACAAAUUUGCGGAAUGCCGCACCGGCUGGAAAGCCACGCCUAAGGAGGAAGGCAUCAAGAAAGAAGCCGCCAAGAUUGGCAAAGAGUCUAGACCUGAAUCGGGAAAAGACUAA
Rhizoctonia solani is the source of this 1356-nucleotide messenger RNA. Its product is annotated as Retrotransposon-derived protein PEG10. Lineage: Eukaryota; Fungi; Basidiomycota; Agaricomycetes; Cantharellales; Ceratobasidiaceae. Gene Ontology annotation, molecular function: zinc ion binding; nucleic acid binding. Bases 1 to 1356 code for a protein of 451 amino acids. The transcript has a single exon. The record is from RefSeq and is a predicted model, not a curated record.